Molecule: messenger RNA, 1768 nt
Organism: Daphnia pulex (common water flea)
Lineage: Eukaryota; Metazoa; Arthropoda; Branchiopoda; Diplostraca; Daphniidae
Product: probable protein phosphatase 2C 8
Exons: 6
Coding region: 1-1623 (540 amino acids)
Biological process (GO): protein dephosphorylation
Molecular function (GO): cation binding; protein serine/threonine phosphatase activity
Source: RefSeq, a predicted model, not a curated record
AUGGAUGACUCUACAGAGUCGGAUGUGCUCUACGAGGCCUGCUCGAUCCUGAUGCGACUAUCAGCCCGUUCUAUUAAAGGAAUACGAGCCGAUAUCGAUCAAAUUGAAUUGCCAAACUUGUCAAUCGAAUUGCAAAAUUUGGUGGACGAACCGCCCGUGUAUGGAGCCGACAGGAACGGCAGCAGCAACAGUUUCAACUUCAUACCCUUGAUAUUGGGUCUCUUCGCCCUUGGUUUGAUUGGAGCGGCUGCACGUAACGAACGCAUUCAAGGCUGGACUCUGUUGCUGUCAAGAAUUUUACGAAGGCUAGUUCGAAAGGUGAAAACGUAUGUCACCAGGAUGAUCCUCACCCUUGGACCCGUUCGCAAGGGCGACUUACUUAAUUUACACAUGAAAAGCCCCGGCUCUACGUGGGAUCUUCGGUCGACUUCGCAGCAAUCGGCUUGUUUUGCGCUACAAGGCAGACGGCCCAAAAUGGAGGAUAGAUUCACUCUGGUCGAAAAGCUGGGAAACACGCCGCUCAAUCUCUUCGCUAUUUAUGACGGUCACGGAGGCGAAUUUGCAGCCGAUUUUGCUCAGCGUUGGAUCGUGAAUUGGCUGGAGAAACGAUCGGGGAAUUACAAGACUAAAUCGUCGUUGUAUCAACAGCAACCGAGCAGCCCUACUUCCAACACUCAUCAGGAUGUUAGAAUAGAGGAACCAAACGCCUCUGACAAUGCGUCCGAGACAGCUUCAUCGGAUAAAAAUGGAACGACAGAAAAAGUAGUCCGCAAAAACAGCCUGACCAGCCAACUACAGGAGACGAGCCCCACAUCCGAAAUGACUAAAACCCCGUCCAUGAAGAAAAGGCAGCAGUCACAACAAGAAGGUCAAGGGGAAUCGCCUAGCGGUGGUAGCAUGCUGAGGCGCGGAAGUAGUGGGAGGGAAGCUAUUAGAAGCCUGGAAUUAAGACGAAAAAGCAGCGCACACAACACUCGAGUCAAUCUCUCGACCACUUCAAAACGUCCAUCACUCGUUCCAAGUGGAGAAUUUGACCUGUCGAAUGAACUUACGACGGCUAUUAUGGAAUCGGAUAAGGCCCUGCUGGUCGAGGCCAAGAAGCGCAAUGACGUGGCAGGUAGCACCGCGUUGGUUGCAAUCUUAGAUACGGCCAGGGGACAACUGGCGGUGGCCAACGUAGGAGAUUCACGAGGCAUACUCUGUGACACUAAAGGAACUGUCAUUCCUUUGUCUUUCGAUCACAAGCCUCAACAGUUGAAGGAACGGAAGCGCAUCCAAGAGGCCGGUGGGUUUAUAUCUUUCAAUGGUGUGUGGAGAGUAGCCGGAAUUCUAGCAACUUCUCGAGCUCUAGGCGACUUCCCUCUUAAGGAUCGAAAACUCUUGAUUGCGGAGCCAGACGUACUUUCUUUUGAUCUUUACGAUCUCCGACUUCACCAGCCUAGCUUCCUAAUCCUUGCAAGUGACGGUCUGUGGGACGCUUUCAGCAAUGAAGAGGCCGCUUUUUACGUUCGCCAGCGACUACACGAACCGCAUCUUGGCGCCAAGAGUCUAGCUAUGCAAGCUUACCAGCGGGGAUCGGUGGAUAACAUCACUGUUCUGGUAAUCAACCUCAGCAAGCUCUAAAAAAAGUGAAGAAUCCCGUCCACAUAAAACUCAUGAACAUUAUUCAAAAUUCACCAUUCAUCACUUUCCAUAUAUUGACCUGAUAGACGACACGACAUUUAUGUAUCACCAUUUCAACUCCUUCAAUAAACUCAACCUAAAAAUA